Molecule: messenger RNA, 1689 nt
Organism: Penicillium salamii
Lineage: Eukaryota; Fungi; Ascomycota; Eurotiomycetes; Eurotiales; Aspergillaceae
Source: the annotation of a GenBank genome assembly
AUGUCCAUGCCUGAAGCUUCAACUCGCCAGCCCGAGAAGCAUGCCGAUGAGAGAUUCCAUGCAGCACCUGGAACUGAGAUUCUCUUUGACAACAGCGAUCAUGGAAGUAUCUCCGACAGACUUCACCAGCUGAAGCAUCGCCCGCACGGAGAUGGGCACAUGCUUCUUGUUCCACAGCCUUCCAUCAAUGAUCCGAAUGAUCCUCUAAGCUGGUCAACUAUGAAAAAGAGUCUGACUUUGUUUAAUGGCUGCUGGUUUGCAUUCAUGGGUGCGAUUACUGGACCUAUUAUGGCUGCAGGCAUGACUCAACUCUCUGUUACCUUCGGAAAGAGCCUGCAGGAGUUAACGUACGCGAACGGUGCCUGUCUGAUUAACCAAGGCGUUUGGAACCUGGUCUGGAUGCCUUUCGCCGUGAAAUAUGGCCGCAGGCCGGUUUAUCUGUUCUCCAACCUUCUCAUGGCUAUCGCUUGUAUCUGGCUGGCCGUCGCAUCCGACAAGACCUACACGGUAUUCUUGGUCGGGCGUGCUUUCCUAGGGGCGUUCCAAGCCCCUAUUGAGUCGAUUGUUCCAUCCACGGUCACUGACAUGUUUUUCUUGCAUAACCGGGGCGAGCUAGUGGCCAUCUAUGGACUGGCUGUGCUGGGCGGCAAUGAGCUAGGACCCAUGUUCUCGGGAUUCAUUGUGCAGGCACUCGGGAUGGGCUGGGCAUUCUGGAUCGUGACCAUGUUCAUUGGUGCUAACAUCAUCUGCAUGUUUUUCUGGAUGCCCGAAACCAAAUUUACAGGACCUCGCCCUGACCCGUUCCAAUCAAUCCGAGCAGGGGAAGAGUCUGACUCGAAAGAACAAGUUUUGGUUCAAGAAUCAAGCCCUGUUCGCAAAAGAACUUUCGUGGAAGAGCUUAAGUUCUGGAGCAGCGGAGACCCGAAUGUCAAUCUUCUUCAUGUCUUUCUUCGUCCAUUUGUUCUAUUGGCAUACCCCACUGUUCUCUGGUCAUGCUUUAUUUACGGAAUGGCUCUGAGCUGGAAUGUCAUCCUCGGUGCCUCGGUGGCACAGCUAUUUGCACCACCUCCGUAUGGAUUUAAUUCCAACGGACAGGGUCUUUUCUUCUUAUCUCCGUUCAUUGGAUCUCUUUUUGGUGUCUUUUUCUCUGGGCCGGGAGGUGAUUGGAUAGCCACCUUCUUCACCAAACGCAACAAUGGAAUCCGCGAACCGGAAAUGCGACUACCCACUUGUCUGCUGGCGGCAUUUUUUACUUUCUUCGGAGCACUUUGGUUCGGACUUUCAUAUGAGCACCAAAUGCAUUGGGCUAUGCCCAUUGUGGGGGCAGGCAUACUUUCGGUGGGAAGUCAAAUGGGAACGACCCUUGGAAUGAACUACGCCCUGGAUUGUCACAAAGAGGUAUGGAAAUUCGUUUGUCUUGAAGAACGCAGGCUAAUAUUUUCCUUCGAUUUACAGCUUUCUGUGGAGAUUAUGGUGACGAUUGCCGCCUUGAAGAGCUGCAUAGCGUGGAUCUGGACUUGGGUCAUCAAUGACUUCAUUACUGCCAGCGGAGUGCUCAGUGUCUUUAUGACUGUGGCAGCAAUCAAUGUGGCCGUUUACUUGGUCUAUAUCCCUUUCUAUCUCAAGGGCAAGGAGAUUCGGGUUUGGUUGCACCGAAAGGAUUUGCUUCGGGCUGCUGGUCUUCUCUAG